This is a messenger RNA of Alternaria ethzedia, 894 nucleotides long. RefSeq lists its product as uncharacterized. NCBI's taxonomy places the organism in Eukaryota, Fungi, Ascomycota, Dothideomycetes, Pleosporales, Pleosporaceae. Gene Ontology annotation, molecular function: carbon-sulfur lyase activity. The transcript has 4 exons. The record is from RefSeq and is a predicted model, not a curated record. The coding region runs from base 1 to 894 and encodes 297 amino acids.
AUGAAGUUCAUCAAGCAAAUCGCCCAGCGCCUGAACCCCGACUUACACAUCCCCGGCACCGACAAUCCACCACCAGCCGUGCUGCGCAAGUCAAAGAGCUCAACCACACUACUAGUAACAGAGAAACGAAAAGAACUCUCCACGCCGCCAUCGCAAUCCUCGCUGCGCAAGAAAGCAAGUUCCAUGUUCCUAGGCCGCGGGAAACGCCUACGCGCUAUCCCCAUCCCCGCUUUCAACACCGCGACCAUCGACGCAGAACUCCUCAAGGACAACACAGCCUUCCACGCAAACCUCAAGGCAACCCUCGACUCGCACGUCUACCAGAACAUCAACUCGAACUACUCAAACGCCCACGCCUCAUCAUCCAUGGCCAUGUCCGUCAGCACAUCCGAUAAAUCCCUGCCUUACUUCCCACUCGCGGGGCAGGCCAAAGACGGGUUUUCCAACAACGAAGAAGCGACUGCGACGUGUUUCUGCGGCGCAGUUCAACUCGCUUUUCCGGUCGAGGGCCCCGGUUUGGUAUCGACGUUUGUGUGUAAUUGUGCGGAUUGCAGGAAGAUUACUGCGAGUAUGUUUGCUAGUAAUUUUACGGUUAGGGAUUCACACCUGCGCCACCUCCGUGGUCGUGCUAACUUGUCGUCGUACGGUCAGGCCUCGACGAUAGCUUCGGGCCAUACUAUGACGAACUACUUUUGCAAGACGUGCGGCACGCUCAUGUAUCGCGUUGGCGCUGCUUUCCCUGAUUGUUCCAUCUUGCGGCUUGGGACAGUGGAUGAUUUCAAUCUCGUCGAGACGAAGUUGAAGCCGACGCGCGAGCUGUUUGUCAAGGAUCGAGUGAGUUGGUUUGAAGGUGUGAAGGGGGAUGAGGUCAAAAGUUUUCAGGCUAUGUUGUGA